AUGGACGAUCGUCAUAGGCAGGCCAAGGUCACGCUGCCUCCCCUCUCUUCUCUCACCACCUCCAUCGACAUGGAUCGCAGGCAUGAAAGACCAUCCGGUCGCCGGGAUAGCCUUAUCGACCGAAGCGAUGCCAUGCGUUUGCACGACCCGCCGAUGUCCUCAUCAUCGUUUAGGGAUGGAUCUAGAGCACUUUCGGUCUCCAACGAUCGCCGCUGGUCCUUGGAUCGCAGUGUUGCCAGACAUCCACCGGAAAGCAUAGCAACGUUUCCACCUGUGCAACACAGCGUUCCAGCAGCGUCAAAUCCGUCGAUCUCGCCAAUGUUGCGUCGGACGGCUAUGCGUUCUGUUGUCGAGUCGACUAGGCCGCGUUCCUACUCGUCGCCUCACAGGUAUCCUAUGCCCCAUCCGACAAGAAGGUCCUCCCUUGCUGAUACUUCGGAGAUCGAUCGCUUGCUUGAAAGCCUCAUCUACGUCCAGGACAUCAAUCGGCGGCUUGGUCUCCAUACCGGAUGUCCAGCAUCGCCAUCCAUCUUUCGUAAUCCCGGUGCCGCCGACUUGCUUCGCAGAAAGAUUCAUGAAGAGCUCAGCACCAUGGCGCGCUUUUCUUACGCUCGCGCUGAAUCCGUUGCAAGACUUCUAGGCAUAACUGCUGACGACAAUCCGUCGAGAGCACCCGAAUCUUCGUCAUUUGCACCACGCAGUUCAACCUCUUCAACACUCUCUUCGGGCCAAGCAGGCUACCCAAUGCGGCCGCCAAGCGACUAUGCCGAGAGAGCACAGUCUUCAAUGGGAAGGUUGAGUCUGGAAGAGCCACGCCCUUCCGAGUACGAAUACGACUCGUAUAGCGAGGCGAUGGAGACAAACUACGAAACAGAUCAAGGUGGCUACACUCCUGGUAUACCCAGUGCUUAUGCUAUGCAUCCGACACGGGGCGAGCCUCGGUUCCGCGCUCUUUCUCGUGCUACCUCAUUCGAGCAUCCUCGAUCUGUCCACCAAGAUCAACAACACCCUCAUCACUACCAGCGCACUACCACAGAGUUGCCACGUUUCGGUAGCAGCACAAGAACGCCUUAUGACCAACCGAUGCAACCUCCGUAUGGAUCCGGCGGUCUACCGCCUUUCUGUCAUCCAGACAGUCGACAACAACAACAACAGAUCGAUCUGCUCGAUCGAAGACGUCUUGCUGGUAAAGGGAUGAAAAGAGUCAGGAAGCGCAAGGACGAACACCAUCAGGAGUGCCUCGGUUGCCAAGCCAAAGAAACUCCAGAGUGGCGGAAAGGUCCUAUGGGUCCUCGGACACUCUGCAACGCCUGUGGUCUGCUCUAUGCCAAAUUGACAAAGCGCAAGCUACAAGAGGCUGAAGCUGCUGCCAAAGCUUCUGGCAAGAGUCCGGAGGAGAUCGUACGGGAGCGGGAGGAGUCUCCAGGCGCUAAGCAAGCUAGUCUGGAGGCUUUGCGGGCUGAGCUGAACAUAGCCAACGGGAUGAGGAACCGAGUCGGAUCUUCCACAGCUCCAGCAGCUGGAACUCCGAUCGGCGAUGGCAAUCCUGCAACGUCGCACCCCCUACAGAGUCACCCUGACGAGGCUCAUCAGCAACGAAGACAUCAUCCCUACAUGUAA
Messenger RNA from Ustilago hordei, 1620 nucleotides. RefSeq lists its product as uncharacterized. Gene Ontology annotation, biological process: regulation of DNA-templated transcription. The coding region runs from base 1 to 1620 and encodes 539 amino acids. Gene Ontology annotation, molecular function: zinc ion binding; sequence-specific DNA binding. The record is from RefSeq and is a predicted model, not a curated record. NCBI's taxonomy places the organism in Eukaryota, Fungi, Basidiomycota, Ustilaginomycetes, Ustilaginales, Ustilaginaceae. The transcript has a single exon.